Molecule: messenger RNA, 3619 nt
Organism: Myodes glareolus (Bank vole)
Lineage: Eukaryota; Metazoa; Chordata; Mammalia; Rodentia; Cricetidae
Gene: Napg
Product: NSF attachment protein gamma
Biological process (GO): intracellular protein transport
Cellular component (GO): SNARE complex; vacuolar membrane
Molecular function (GO): soluble NSF attachment protein activity; syntaxin binding
Source: RefSeq, a predicted model, not a curated record
GCCCUUCCCGGCUUCCUCCGCGGCGUUCCCACGCCGACGCUCCCGAGGUUUGCGGGGCACUAGGUGGCUUCGCUCUUCGCGUCAGCAAGUGACCGAGACCAUGGCAGCCCAGAAGAUAAACGAGGGGCUGGAGCAUCUGGCGAAGGCAGAGAAAUACCUGAAAACUGGGUUUUUAAAAUGGAAGCCAGACUACGACAGUGCUGCUUCUGAAUAUGGAAAAGCAGCUGUUGCUUUUAAAAAUGCCAAACAAUUUGAGCAAGCAAAAGAUGCCUGCCUACGGGAAGCUGUUGCCCAUGAAAAUAACAGGGCUCUUUUUCAUGCUGCCAAAGCUUAUGAGCAAGCUGGCAUGAUGUUGAAGGAGAUGCAGAAACUGCCUGAGGCCGUCCAGCUGAUCGAGAAAGCCAGCAUGAUGUACCUGGAGAAUGGCACCCCUGAUACAGCAGCUAUGGCCUUGGAGCGAGCUGGAAAGCUCAUAGAAAAUGUAGAUCCAGAGAAGGCUGUGCAGUUGUAUCAGCAGACAGCCAAUGUGUUCGAAAAUGAGGAGCGCCUCCGGCAGGCAGUGGAACUACUGGGAAAGGCCUCCCGGCUGCUGGUACGAGGACGAAGGUUUGAUGAGGCUGCACUGUCUAUUCAGAAAGAAAAAAAUAUUUAUAAGGAAAUUGAGAAUUAUCCAACAUGUUAUAAGAAAACAAUCGCUCAGGUCUUGGUUCAUCUACACAGAAAUGAUUAUGUGGCUGCAGAGAGGUGUGUCAGGGAGAGCUACAGCAUCCCAGGGUUUAAUGGCAGUGAAGACUGUGCUGCGCUGGAACAGCUCCUAGAGGGGUAUGACCAGCAAGACCAAGAUCAGGUGUCGGAUGUCUGCAACUCACCCCUUUUCAAGUACAUGGACAAUGACUAUGCUAAGUUGGGCCUAAGCCUAGUGGUCCCAGGAGGAGGAAUCAAGAAGAAAUCACCAGCAACACCCCAGGCCAAGCCUGAUGGAGCUGCCAGCACAGCCGCUGAGGAGGAGGAAGACGAGUAUUCAGGAGGCCUGUGCUAGUACCCUGCCUGCAGAGAGAUGAGAAGUUGGGAAUCCUGGCGAGCCUGUUGAUGGGGUUAAGACUCAUCUGUGGUCAUCUGCUUCACGGAGAUUGUGAUGCUGAGUGUUAAUAUAUGUGAAGUUUAGCUUGCCUUUCCCCAACUCAGCCAUUGUGUCUGCUACCUGUGAAGCUUUGUCCUUUCCGUUCUAAGAGCAGAAAUGAGCGGUCAUAUUUUAAUAAUUGAAUUUAAAAUGUAUAGAUAAAUUUCAGAUAAAUUAUAAGCGAGGCAGGAAAUAGGCAUAAAUACUUUUUUCUCAUGUGUUCUUGUAAUUUAUUGUUAAAUAAUUGUCAUUGCAUUUUAUUUAACGUUACUUCUAAACAUGAUUUUUCUUUUCUUUUUUUUUUUUGGUAAAAAUUAUUAUUUCAAAAUUGGUCUGGUUCUUCCCACCAUCUUUCCGUGUUGUCACAUGGUACCCAUGCAUGUUCUGACUAAGGUUCUCAAGAGCAUCCUCAGUGCCCAAAAGAGAGACAGACAGCAGGUCCUCAGCGGGCAGCACUCCAGUGUCACCCUCCAGUCUGACUGGUGAUGCGUGCUGACACCUGACACCCUUACACGGGUGAUGAGAGCGUUGAUGGUCACAGAACUGGGAAUGCUGUUGUCGCCCUGCAGGCAGGCUACACAGGUGUGGGUAUCAGCCCAGGUUAGACCUAGAUAGGGCACUUAUCUUCCCGUCCUGUCAGAUUGGCUGCACUGUACCAGUAGCCUCAGCUGGCACUGUGGACCAUGAAGAAGCUUGACGGAGACACAGAGAGGAAGACUUGGGGUUCUCUUUUUAGGACUAUAAAAUGUAAGAAUGAAAGCAAUGUUUCUGUAGACGGAGAACUUGUCUCAUUCUGAAAAGAAAAUUUAUCCAUCACCAUAUUAGAUACAUUUAAAUUACUGAGUAUUUUCAGAGACAGGUUUGGGACAAAAGCUUUAUAAUAUUUAGCUCAAUACAUGACCACAAAAUGUGAAGCCAAGUAUUGGUGUUUCUUUUUUAACAACAAUAAAAAGAUGGCUGCGUUCCAAACUGGGACUGAUUAAGACCAUUUGCAUGAGUCCAGAAUGACAGGUAAUGUUCCUGUCAGUCUAGUAUGUGUGCAUUUCUGACCUCCAAAGCAGUUCUGAUGUAGAGUUCACAAUUUAGCAUGAGUUGUUCUGUAUACUACAAAAAGUAAAAAGCUAGUGUGGGUGUGUAGGGGUGUGUGUGUGACAAUGCUUUUGAAAGACAUACAUUUAGAACUGAGUAACCAGUCUUUUCAUACCUCAAAAGACCUUCCAUGCUUAUUUCCUAAAAGUUAGUUUUGAAGCAUUCCUCUUUUUCUAAACCUGUGUGGUUUCAACCCUCUGAGAAUUGGUGUGGACUGAAGAGGAUGCAAACAGCAGCAAUGCGUGCCCCAGGCAGCAGUGCAUGCACCAGGCAGCAGUGCUGAUGGACUAGUUCCUGUCCUCAUGCUUCACCGCUGCGUCUUUGUGACACACCGCAUUUGCAUAUAGUAUGCUUGGCUUUGCUGGCUUUCUGGGAUCUAGGAAAGUAUCUUUAUGUUACUGGUCCUGGGAGAUCUUCAGACUAGCAUCUUCUGCCAGGCAUGCUUGAGUGGGUGGAUGUCACGUAGAAUCCCUGCACGGAUUACAGAUCUGAUGCAAAACACUAAUAAAAGUUUUAUAUUUUCCCCUAAGUUACCUGGAGAGUUGUUUGGGUUGCCAGCUCAUUGUCUUUAAUUGCAUUGAAAUUAUGACUAAAGCUGUAUUUGGCAUUUUUAUUUAAAGAGGAAAUUGGUAUUUCAAAGAUGGUGCCGAUGUUGUGUUUACCUUUAGAUCCAACCAGAAACAUCAUGCUUAUUUGAACAAAUUAAUACUCUAUAAAAUAGAUUUGACAGUACUUAAAAGUUACUUUAGACAAUUGUGUGGCCCCUGUUAUUCAAUAAAACCUUGUAGGGAGUCAGUUUUACUCAUAACAUCUUAAACAAAAAAGGAACCAUGAAUGCAUUGUGGAGCAGCAUUGCAGCUCAGUUUUAAAGCAACAGAAGGAUUUAGACAGUUGUCCACCUCCCGCCAUUCUCAGCCAGCGCUCAGGAUUUCGAGCUCAUUUUUGUGUCGGUUAGGUUAUUCUGGGUGGUGUCUUGGAGCUUUUGUUCCAUGUGCACACGUAUUCUUUUUUUUUUUCUUUUUACAGAGGUCUAUGUAUCUAGCAUUUUAUUUUUCUACCUGCAUUAAUUCUGCACUCCGGAGAGCUUAGUCAGAUUUGGGAAACUUAAUGUUUACAACAAGAAGAACUGUUUUCCGGAACUCUUAACACCCUCUAUGAAAGUGAAAGCCUGCAUGAAUAUGCUAGAACCAUUUAAUGUUUAGUUAUUGUAUAGUAAGUGAAGUCAGUGUGCAAAACAAUUUAAUAUAUUGAAUUUGUAAAUAUGCAGAAUAUGGUUAUUUGUGUAUGGAAUCUGUGCAUUAUCAUAUUUUUCCAUAUUUUUGGUGAGUAAAAUAUUAAUAUGUUAAUGGAAAUUAGAUGUUUACUUCUGAAGGAAGAUAAUUAUGAAAAUAAAACCCAAGACUCUAUGAA